Anoplophora glabripennis (Asian longhorned beetle) is the source of this 2113-nucleotide messenger RNA. Its product is annotated as RUN and FYVE domain-containing protein 2. Gene Ontology annotation, molecular function: metal ion binding. Lineage: Eukaryota; Metazoa; Arthropoda; Insecta; Coleoptera; Cerambycidae. Gene Ontology annotation, cellular component: cytoplasm. The transcript is spliced from 8 exons. The record is from RefSeq and is a predicted model, not a curated record. Bases 7 to 1641 code for a protein of 544 amino acids.
UCAAAAAUGGCUGCUGCUGGAAGUGAAGGUUCGCCAACAACUCCUUUAACACCAUCCACCAGUUCUUUUAAUUCCGAAAGGACCGUUUCAAGAUCCCCAUCCAUCGGAUCGGUGAAGGAUUUCCAAUGGCCAAGUUUGUUGGUGUCAAGACCAGAGAAAAAGAGAUACUCUAGGAAAUGUAAGGGUCGGGAUCCGGUAGUAAUAGAAAGGAGCAACCUGGUGAACAUCAGCAAACUGGUCGUUAAAGAGUUAAUCGAACAAUCUCUACGGUACGGUCGAAUGCUUGAUUCUGACCAUAUGCCUUUACAGCAUUUUUUUAUCGUUCUGGAACAUGUCCUGAGGCAUGGCUUACGCCCAAAAAAGGGCUUAUUGGGACCUAAGAAAGAAUUAUGGGAUAUCUUACAAAUGGUGGAGAAGUACGCCCCCGAAGCGCAGGAUAUCACUGCUAGCGUCAGGGAUUUGCCUACAGUAAGGACUCACAUGGGGAGAGCUAGAGCAUGGUUAAGACUGGCCUUGAUGCAGAAGAAACUUGCAGACUAUUUGAAAGUAUUAAUCGACCACAGGGAUGAAGCUCUGGCGGAAUAUUUUGAACCAGACGCUUUAAUGCUGAGUGAUGAGGCGAUUGUGAUAAUAGGCCUACUGGUUGGGCUUAACGUUAUUGAUUGCAAUCUGUGCGUCAAGGAAGAAGAUUUGGAUUGCCCGCAAGGCGUUAUCGACUUUUCUCUAUACCUCAGGUCGUCUAGUCACGUAUCCAGCGAUUCGAGCAACGAUGACGAGCAGGGCGAUCCGAUGACGACCGUUUUGGAUCAAAAGAAUUACAUUGAAGAGCUGAACCGACAUUUAAAUGCUACCGUGACGAAUUUACAAGCUAAAGUGGAAUCCUUGACGACAACCAACGCCCUCAUGAAGGAAGAUCUCGCCAUAGCCAAAAACAAUAUCUUCGCGCUGUACGAAGAAAACAAAAAGCUCAGGCAAGAGUGUGGGAAAGAUGUCUCUAAUUAUAUCAUGAGCACGAGUGGGAUGCAGGUCAUGACGGAUGGGGAUGGGGGCAGUGUAAAUAAAGUGGUAGCGGUGGAGGUGGAGGAGCUCAAGCAACGGCUGGACGAAGAGAGGAAGUUGCGGCAAGAGGCUGAUAAUGAAUUAGAAAUACAGAUGUGUUUGAAAGCUGAAAUGGAAGUUGCCAUGAAGCUAUUAGAAAAAGACAUUCACGAGAAGCAAGACACUAUAAUUUCGUUAAGGAGACAACUCGACGAUAUCAAACUGAUCAACCUAGAAAUGUACAAAAAGCUUCAGGAGUGCGAAAUGGAGCUGACGCAGAAGGGAGAAAUGGUGAGUCGUCUCCAGGCCAAGGCUGGACAAAUCGGCAAAAUACUCAAUAAUCUCGAAAAGUACAAUCACUUGUUGAAAGACGACAAAAAACAGUUGGACAGGAAACCGCCUGACAAAAGACAGGCUUCCAAUUCCAUUGCCAAAGCUGCUAACAAAGAGAACAUUCCCAAAAAUGUUCCCGUUGAUAGCAGCAUCGGCAGAGAGAGCUGUAGCAGUACCGAAUCGGAGCACAAAGAACCGAUGUCCUCGGAUUCUACUGAUUCUUUUGUUAAGCUCGACCUAGACUUGAAAUCGGAGGAAGCCAAAGAGUAGAAACAUGGAUGUGACGUUGAAAAUUUGAUGAUACUUCUAAAAAACAGUAAUUUUUUAUAUCGGAAAUUUUUUCGACAACUGUUUUUUCACAAUUUAUCCAUGCUUCACUAGUUCUAGUCAUUCUUGUACAAAAAACAGAUGCUAUGUUUAUAGAAAGUGUCCAAUUCACAUUUUUUUUUUAAUUUAGUUUCACGGUACAUUUUUUUUUGUUAUAUUCUAACUGUAAAGCGUUGGACCUGAAACGAUUUGAUAACGAUUGAGACUUUAGAGUGGUGCUGAAUAUACAAAAAAUUCCUAACUGAGAGAUUGGACACUUUUGAAUUUAUUUUUUACCGUGAAUUUUUUAUAAUGGAAUGGCGACUGUAUCGAAGACUGAGAAAUGCAGCUUUGGCUUAUUUUAGGAAUGCGAGGCAUCUUUAAAACAUAAAACCGAGUUAAUAUCCAAGUUAGAGGCUAAGGCGCAAUCAAUGAC